AUGAUAGAGGCGGAAAUCGUUGACAUUGAAGUGUAUGAUGUAAGAUUUCCAACAUCAAUGUGGCAGUUUGGAAAUGAUUCAAUGCAUACGAAUCCCAAUCACGCCUGCACGUAUGUAAUAAUCCACACUAACACGAAAUAUAAAGGAUAUGGCAUUGCAACUACUUUGGGAAGAGGAAAUGAAUUUGUGGUGCAAACAUGCAAGCUUCUGUUCAGAAACGUAAAGAAACGAACGACCACAGAAAUCUAUUCCAAUUUUGCAUCAUUUUGGAGACAAUUAACAACCGACGUGGAAUUUCGAUGGCUAGGAGCGGAAUGCGGUGUGGUACAUUUAGCUACAGCAGCUAUCGUGAACGCUUUAUGGGAUCUAUGGGCACGUAUUGAGGAUAAACCCGUCUGGAAGUUGCUGACUGAUAUGACACCCGAACAACUCGUUUCUACUGUGGAUUUUAGAUAUAUUAGAGAUGUGGUGACCGAGGAGGAGGCGAUAGAAAUGCUCAAGAAAGAUCAGUCGGGUAAAGAGAAAAGGAAGAAGAUAUUAGAAAGUAAAGGACAUCCAGCGUAUACGGCCGACAUCGGAUGGUCUUUCAGCAAUCAACAAUUUAGAAGUGCUUGUAAAAAAUUUAAGAAACUAGAAUUUAAGGAGUAUAAAAUAUAUGUAGGCCCGACUAUCCCCGUGAGCUGGAAGAAGUGUAAUCUCAUACGAAAUGUGAUAGGCAAGCGUAGUGACAAGAUAUUGAUAGUGGAUGCGAAUCAAUUCUGGGACAAGCACGAAGCAAUCUUUUCUGUGAAAGGUUUCAAUAAAAUGCGUCCCUAUUGCAUAGAAGAACCGACAUCUCCCGACGAUGUCCUGGGACACGUUGCGAUACGAGCUGCACUAAAAAAGUUGAAGUACUCAGUGCAAGUGAGUUGCGGCGAAACGUGCGCAAAUCGCGUCCUAUUCAAGCAAUUCUUGAAAUUUGGUGGAAUCGAUUUUUGGAACAUUAAUGUAGGCAGGCUCGGUGGAAUUAACGAAGCGUUAGCCGUAUACUUUAUGGCAAAAAAGCAUUCAAUACCAGUGUGGGGACAUGCUGGUGAAGUUGGCUCGGGCGAGAUGAUUCAACAUCUCCAAAUGUGGAAUUUUAUUUGCUUAAGUGAAUUCACGGAUAUUAAAAUAGAAUACAGAAGUCAUCAGCACGGAUACUUUGAAGAUCCUGUAUUUAUUAGAAACGCUGCUUACCUACUGCCUAACCGUCCAGGAUUUUCAACUCAGCUUAAGAACAAGUGCAUUAUGCGAUGGUCUUACCCGGAAGGUACAAGAUGGAAACAUUUGUUUGUAACAAAACGAUUCAAGAACGAACUCAAUUAUCAAAAAAAGUGA
Molecule: messenger RNA, 1359 nt
Organism: Atta colombica
Lineage: Eukaryota; Metazoa; Arthropoda; Insecta; Hymenoptera; Formicidae
Product: mitochondrial enolase superfamily member 1-like
Exons: 6
Coding region: 1-1359 (452 amino acids)
Biological process (GO): amino acid catabolic process; carbohydrate catabolic process
Molecular function (GO): hydro-lyase activity; magnesium ion binding
Source: RefSeq, a predicted model, not a curated record